Messenger RNA from Fusarium odoratissimum NRRL 54006, 3722 nucleotides. RefSeq lists its product as uncharacterized. Gene Ontology annotation, molecular function: oxidoreductase activity, acting on the CH-OH group of donors, NAD or NADP as acceptor. The record is from RefSeq and is a predicted model, not a curated record. Lineage: Eukaryota; Fungi; Ascomycota; Sordariomycetes; Hypocreales; Nectriaceae. The transcript is spliced from 3 exons. The coding region runs from base 309 to 1445 and encodes 378 amino acids.
CCGGCUUGGCGCAAGCAAAGAUGUUGUUCGAUUUGUCAUCCCUGCGAACUACUGCAGCGAGCAGCGAGUUGGUAGCUGUUCGUGGAAAAGGACCUCGGUUUGCAUGCUCCAUCAUGAGAACCAUGCAUCAAGCCCAUUCCCCCUCCAUAAGAGAUGCCUAUGCGCAUCCGAGGCGUAAAGUGCGUUGUUCGAGUACUUGAGCUGCUCUCUUGGACCUGUGCACUGCUUGUUUUUCAUGUGGAAAAGUAAUCGUAUCUCGGUGUAAUCUGACCACAAAAUAUUGGCUUACACCAGACUCAAACGCCAUCAUGCCGAUGCAUCAAGGACUCAUCCCACGAGAAGGCUUUUGCGCUGACGUUGUACUACGACUCAUUCGUCAGACUGCUCUCAACCCAGCUCUCCUACUUCCACUCGUGCUGUUCGCUCGCCUCACCAAGAAGGGCCAAGACCUAUCCAUUCUUCAUCCUAGCGCCUCCGGUCACCUCAAAACACUAUUCUACGUUGCUCUGGCGCGAUGGGCCAGCGGAUGGUGGUCCGAUAAGACCAGAAAUAACUGGGUUGACGACAAAUAUGACUGGAAGCGCGAAGUUGUUCUCGUAACAGGUGGCGCAGGAGGUAUUGGAGGGCGAAUUGUGAAGCUUUUUGAGGAAAUGGGCGUCAAAGUUGUCGUUCUUGAUGUUCAGCCCAUGUCUUUCGAAGUUUCGGCCAACGUGCACCACUUUCGAUGCGACCUACGAUCGCCCGAAAACGUCGAGGCCGUCGCUGAAAAGAUUAGGGCUGAGGUGGGACAUCCGACCGUCGUUAUCAACGUGGCUGGAGUUGUCAGGGGCAAGACUAUCUUGGAUUCUCAGCCAAGCGAUAUCCGCUUCACCUUUGACGUCAAUACCUUUGCGCCCUUUUGGAUAGCAAAGACAUUUGUUCCUGAUAUGGUCGCUAAAAACCACGGCAUGGUUGUAACCCUGACAUCUUAUGCGAGCUGGUUGACAAUUCCUAACCUGGUAGACUAUGGUGCUUCAAAAGCAGCUGCUUUAGCUUUCCACGAAGGCUUGACCGCUGAGUUGACUACCAGAUAUAAUGCGCCCAAGGUCAGGACUGUUAUCGUCCAUCCAGGCCCCACCAACACUGCUCUUUUCAAGGGAUACUACCAAAACACUGACUUCUUGAUGCCACCACUUGCACCCGAGUCAGUGGCCGAUGCAGUGGUUAGGCAGGUUCUCACAGGGCGUAGUGGGCAUGUUGUGAUUCCUGGCACGGGUACCAUUCUGGCUGCUUUACGUAUGCAACCUGACUGGUAUGCAAUUCCAGUAAGAGCCAAGGCAGAGGCAUAUAUGAAGAACUUCAGUGGUCGUCAAGUCAUUGAGGAUGUGGAUACAGCCAUUGAGAACGAUGGUGAGGAGAAGGAAGCUGACGGGAACGCAACCGCCAGUACGGUUUUGGUGUCCUGAUUAAGACUGCCUUGUUACUAGAAUGUUGCGGAUGAAUUGUGGUUGCUAUUGCUUCAUUUUGCCAUAUUGUACCGCGUAUACGUUAUCACAUUGUAUGUGACUAAUUGUGGUAAGUCACACAGAACUGGUCGUGAUAUCAUUGAUUCUCACUAUCAAGGAAUGUAAUCCCAGCAUAUGGUGGCCAAUGAAUGUAACACUAGAACAUUGAAGACAUUGUGAAUCAUUGUUCUCUGCAAUACUAUGCAGUUUUCAUACGUGUCUACUGAGGUAGGGCCCAUGAGUUUCCAACAGAGAUACUUGAUAAACUCAUUCUCGAGCCAAUUCAAAGUGUCACUCCUCACUACAAGACCCAACGUCCGAUUGAAAAGGGCGUGCGUGGGAGCUCGGGCUGCCCAGAUACCUAAGUCCGAACCAGCCUGUGCGUUAUAGGUCAUCCAUGUAAUAGAGUACCAUUGUGUUGGUGAUGUCCCAGCCCGGAUGUUAUGUCAUGUUGGUGGUGCCAACUGACUGAUUUGAGAGCACUCAGACAUGCCGCUCUAGUAGGAUGCAUAUAACGCGCGGCAUAACUCGAGUGAUAGCCAGGCAUGAGCCGAUAUAAUGAUGCGAUAAAUGAGUCAACAGAUUGGCAUCCAGGACUUGGGUUGGCUCCAAUGCGGAAUACUCCCAAUGGGUGAGCUGGCGGCAAGGCACCUACAGACAAGAUGAGAUGAGAGACGUCGCUUACGCUGCACUGCGCAAAAGGAUCAGCUCCGAUGUUGAUACAUAUACAAUAUUUGUGAUGAGUUUGACAGCUUGCAUAUGCAAUCGAGGUGAAAAGGGGGACCGUUCUGCCAGAUACCUUGCUCAAUUGUAUAUCAUGAGAUGAUCAUCGUUCGCUGCAUGUCGUGGUGAAGGGCUCCAUCGUCAGCUCAACUGCCUGAAAUGUGGCAGCGUAACAUGUAGGGCAUGGGUCUUUGCAGACUGUACCCAGGGUUCAUCCUGGACAGGAGAUGGCAGACUAUGAGAAUUUGAGAAUUUGAGAAAACUAUGUGGCUGUCCGUUUGAGUAACCAAACGGCGUUGAGAAAAUUGCAACACUGGCAGGUUGCGUUGAAUCUGCAUGCUAGUCCCUAAUUCAGCAUCAUGCUUGCGUCUUCUGUUGCACAGGACGAUAUCAGGUACAUAAGCUGAGCACUGAGCUAAUACCUGCAUGUAUCAGUUUGAAUCUGUGUGUUACUGCCAGCAGAUCCAUCCCAUCUGAGUCAAUGAAACGGUUCCUAUAUAUAACACAACUUACGGUGUGGCUUUGCUGGAUAUUGUCAAUUCCCCGACUUUAGACAACUUCAGCUGAUAACCUACAGGACUUAACCAGAUCUGUCAUUGACUUACAAAACUUCAGACAAAGGCCGGGGAAACCGGUGUCAGAUGGAUGGAUCGCAUCCGCUCGCGGUGCUUGAUAAUGACACCGCCCGAGAACGGCCUCAUCCUGGUUCAGAGACCCUGAGUUCCUGUCGGCGUAUUGGAGAAGAGGCAAAAGGAACUUAAUAACAUGCGAUGUCAGACCCUGAUACUCCAUCGUUCAUGUCCUGACCGCAGCCAAAUCACUGGACCAAAGCUGAAAAGGGUAUAACAGGUUAGCAGAUGCGGAUUGAAUAUUGUACGAGAAGCCCAUCUACGUACAUAACAAGUGCAUGAUCCUUGCUGCUGUCAGAGCAGUAAACACACAAUCUGGUGCCAGACACACCACGUUUUCAUCGGAGACUAGUAGCCGCAGAAGUGGAUUCUUUGACGAAACAGUGCGAGCGUGUGGCACGGGUUCAACGUCUUUUUUGUCUUGGUCCAAAGUGUCAUUGUACAGUAAAGGAGGAGAAGGUGGUGGUGUUGAGGAUUGGUCUAGGUCUUGGUGCAUGACCUGGUCCGUGGUCUAGCCUUCUAGACCUUCUUUCUAGCAGUGUUAUUUUCUGCCAUUGAUUUGUCACUAUUUGUUUCAGAGAUAUCUACACUUUGAUAUAAAUGUUUGUGCUCGGAUCUGGUUAAAAGUGAUGAUGCCAACCGGGCUGUUUCACCUAUUUUUUUCUUCAAAACUUCCGGUGCUUUGGCUUUGGGGUUCAUAAAAGCAUUCAAUUCAUCAAUUAUCGUCCAAUCACAUGCUAUAUCGUCAAGCGGGGACAGGUCCAGAGACAGCAUGUGGAUCCCUUCAAGUUGCAUUCCAACAGGAAGGACCCAUUGAAAAAGAGUGAACGAGCUUGGCGGAAGCAUUUGAGGAAGGGCCCUGGAAGUUAGACCCAGUUGAACGUGU